Molecule: messenger RNA, 2061 nt
Organism: Lineus longissimus
Lineage: Eukaryota; Metazoa; Nemertea; Pilidiophora; Heteronemertea; Lineidae
Product: kelch-like protein 31
Exons: 7
Coding region: 1-2061 (686 amino acids)
Molecular function (GO): protein binding
Source: RefSeq, a predicted model, not a curated record
AUGGAUAGCCAGCGAUGUCCAAGAAGGCCAGGCUUUGGCUCGAAUUGGCCUAGUGACCCGCCUAAACAAAUCACAGCGAAGAAAAAAUAUGCCGGCGGCCACGCCCUUGCUAAAAGUGUUCGCUCAUCCUUGGGGUCGGGGCUGACAAUUGCAAAAGCAGGCAGCAUAUCGUCCGUCAUUCGCGAAAAUAUUUUAAUAGACCAACACCACCCGAUCAUUCAAGACGGGGUAGAAACGCUCUGGAAGCAGAGGCUACUGUGUGACGUAGUCAUAAAAGUUGAAAACAACAAACAGUACAAAGCACAUCGCCUCAUUUUGGCCUCAUGUUCUGACUACUUCUUUGAUUUCUUCACGAAAGAUGGCGCUGAAUUUACCAAGGACAGAGAGGGUCGAAUUGAAGUAGCAAUCUCGGGUGUGAGCGACGACUCGGUCAAGUCAAUUAUCGAAUGUCUUUACACUGGAAAAAUAACAUUAGGAGAAGACAAUAUCAAAGAUAUUCUCAGCGCGGCAAAUAGGCUGAAAAUUUUCUUCAUCGUUGGCGCAUGCGAAAUAUUCUUAGUAGAUCGUGUGGACAGGAACAAUUGCCUGCACAUGCUUUAUUUAUCGUCUGCGUUUGAACUGCAAGACUUGCAAAACAAGUCGCUGAAAAUCGCAUCCGAAAACUUCAUUGAAUUAUCAGAAACGUGCGACUUUAAUCAGCUCAAUGUGAGGCAUUUGACUGCCAUUCUCGGUCGCGAUGACCUCUUGGCGGUAAGCGAGUUGGAGGUCUUCUACCGCGGUCUCCGCUGGUUGGAGUACGACCGCCAGUCCCGUCUGCAGUACGUCUUUAACGUCUUCCGAAAUAUUCGACUGCCGCUUCUCUCUCCUUCAGACAUUGUUGACCACGUUGAAUCCGUCUCAUUUCUUAUUAAUGAUCCACGCUGUCAAGAUCUUGUGAAGGAAGCCCUCCAUUACCAUUGCCUGCCGGCGAGGCAAAGCAUACUGCAGAGUACCCGGACAAACCCGCGCGGUUGCAUAAAGCAGGACUGCUUACUCGUGAUAGGAGGCGCACCAAGACUCAAGUCGGACCUUGUCAACACAUCGAUUAGUUACUUAGACACUGACAAGGGCCAAUGGUAUCUAUUGACGAAUAUGCCAGGACCCAGGCACCACCAUGCUGUGGCUGUUCUCGGUGGCUUCCUUUACGUGGCGGGAGGAGAGGAGAACAACGACCAACAGUCUCCCCUGAACACGGCUUACAGGUACGACCCGAAGACUGAUGCCUGGCUCAAGAUCGCCAACAUGAAGCAUCGAAGGGAAAGCUUCGAGUUGGGCGUCCUCAGUGGCAUGCUGUAUGCGAUCGGUGGGCGCGUAGAUCAAAGGAAAUCACUGGCUUCAGUAGAGCGGUACAACCCAUCAGUGGACCAAUGGGAACCAGUGGCAGGUUUGGGUAGUCCAAGGAGGAGCGUGGCAGUGGCUACCCAUAAUGGAAGACUCUAUGCCAUUGGCGGGUCAGGUGAAAGGCGCAUAUCAAGUCGUGUCGAGCGGUACAACCCCUUACUCAAUAAAUGGGAAUCAAGGCGCUCAUUGACGACGCCGCGCUUUUUCGCCAAGCUCGCAGCGGUUGAUACGAAGCUUUACCUGGUAGGGGGUGCAACAUUGGACCAGUCCGGGACCGUAACGUGUGUGGCUGAGGUUGAAUGUUACACGCCAUCAUCAGACAGCUGGACAACCGUCAAGCAGCUGCUUGAGCCACGAGCAGAGUUCGGCUGCGCUGUUGUCGGAGAAAAAAUCUUCAUCGCCGGCGGUUACAGCUGGGAUAAAAACGUCAGACUGUCGUCGGUAGAAAUGUACGAUUUUUCCAAAAACACUUGGGUGGGAUCACAAUCUAUUGAUACGCCUUAUACUGGCAUUGCUUGUUGUGACCUGACGUUGUAUAUGCCGGUGAAAGGAGGCCAGUUGGAGGCAAUGCGUCAAGCAAGCAAGCGCGAGGCUGCGAAGUCCGGCGCCACACUAUCUUCGGCGGAGUCCUCUGAUCACAGCGUCGAGCCCAGUGCAAGCGCGCCGGUUGUCAACGCAUGA